GGAAAUUUUCUUCGGACCCAAAUUCGGCAUGGGAAGGAAAGGAUGCACGCCCGCAGCACGUGAGCUCCAGCUCUAAACCCUCGUCUUCCCCUCCCGAGCAAAUCCCACCCCACACCCCUUUCCCCGCCCCCCGCCGCCACCGCCGCCGCGCCCGAAACCCUCGCCGCAUUCGCGGCCCUCGCCGCCGCCACGCCCGGAAUCCCAGCCCCCUUCGGCGCGGCCGCAACCGCCGGAGAGGAGGCCAUGGACGACGUGUGUGAGGGGAAGGACUUCUCCUUCCCGGAGCAGGAGCUGCGGGUGCUCCAGCUGUGGAAGGAGAUCGACGCCUUCCAUGAGCAGCUCCGCCGCACGGAGGGCGGCGAGGAGUUCGUAUUCUACGACGGGCCUCCCUUCGCCACGGGCCUGCCCCACUACGGCCACAUACUCGCCGGCACCAUCAAGGACGUGGUCACCCGCCACCAGUCGAUGCGGGGGCGGCACGUCUCGCGCCGGUUCGGGUGGGACUGCCACGGCCUCCCCGUCGAGUUCGAGAUAGACAAGGCGCUCGGCAUCACCAAUCGGCAGCAGGUGUUCGACAUCGGCAUCGCCAAGUACAACGAGACGUGCCGCAGCAUCGUCACCAAGUACGUCUCCGAGUGGGAGGCCGUCGUCACGCGCACGGGGAGGUGGAUUGACUUCAAGAAUGACUACAAGACCAUGGACAUCAACUUCAUGGAGAGCGUGUGGUGGGUCUUUGCGCAGCUCUGGAAGAAGGAACUCGUCUACAAGGGCUUCAAGGUGAUGCCUUACAGCACAGGCUGCAAAACCGCACUGUCAAACUUUGAGGCAGCACUGGACUAUAGGACUGUUCCUGACCCAGCGGUAAUGAUAUCCUUCCCUAUUGUUGGUGAUGCGGACAAUGCAUCUCUUGUUGCAUGGACUACAACACCCUGGACACUUCCAAGUAACCUAGCAUUAUGUGUCAAUGCCAACCUCACGUAUGCAAAGGUUAAGGACAGGUCAAAUGCAGCAGUAUAUAUUGUUGCGGAGUCUAGGCUUGGGCAAUUGCCAGUUAAGGUCAAAGCUUCAGGAAAGAAGCAAGCACCUUCAAAGGGAAGCAAUGCUGAAGCUGUUCAGGAUGGUUUGGAUAAGGAAUCAUAUGAGCUGUUGGCAAAGAUUCCUGGGUCAUCCUUGGUUGGCUUAAAAUAUACUCCUCUAUUUGAUUUUUUCAUGGAACUUCAAGAGACUGCCUUUAGAGUGAUUGCGGAUAAUUAUGUCACUGAUGAUAGUGGAACUGGUGUCGUCCAUUGUGCUCCUGCUUUUGGUGAAGACGACCAUCGUGUUUGCCUUGCUGCUGGGAUAUUUGAGACUGCUGGGCUUGUUGUCGCUGUUGAUGAUGAUGGGUGUUUUAUUGAAAAGAUUACUGAUUUUAAAGGGCGAUAUGUCAAAGAAGCCGAUAAGGACAUCAUUAAUGCUGUUAAGGAUAAAGGAAGACUUGUUAGUAAAGGGAGCAUUGAGCACUCUUAUCCAUUUUGUUGGCGCUCGGGUACUCCUCUUAUCUAUCGGGCUGUUCCUAGCUGGUUUGUCAAGGUUGAGAAGAUUAAGGACCAGUUGCUGGAAUGUACUAAGGAGACCUACUGGGUGCCCGAGUAUGUUAAGGAAAAAAGAUUUCACAACUGGCUUGAAGGAGCUCGUGAUUGGGCUGUUAGCAGAACUAGAUUCUGGGGCACUCCACUUCCACUGUGGAUGAGUCAAGAUGGUGAAGAAAUUGUUGUUAUGGAUUCCAUUGAGAAACUUGAAAAAUUAUCUGGAGUGAAGGUUACUGAUCUUCACCGACACUAUGUUGACGAUAUUACAAUUCCCUCUAAGAGAGGACCUGAGUUUGGUGUGCUCAAACGUGUUGACGAUGUUUUUGACUGCUGGUUCGAGAGUGGGUCGAUGCCAUAUGCCUACAUUCAUUAUCCUUUUGAGAAUAAGGAGCUAUUUGAAAAGAAUUUUCCUGGCAAUUUUGUUGCAGAGGGUUUAGACCAAACACGCGGAUGGUUCUAUACUCUGAUGGUACUCUCAACGGCACUGUUUGGGAAGCCUGCAUUUAAGAAUCUUAUAUGCAAUGGUCUUGUCUUGGCUGAGGAUGGUAAGAAAAUGAGCAAGAGUAAGAAGAAUUAUCCUUCACCCAUAGAUCUCAUCGAUGAGUAUGGAGCGGAUGCUUUGCGACUGUAUUUGAUAAAUUCGCCGGUUGUACGUGCAGAGUCCCUACGAUUCAAACGUAGUGGUGUUUACAGUGUUGUGAAAGAUGUCUUCCUCCCGUGGUAUAAUGCUUACAGAUUCUUUGUUCAAAAUGCGAAGAGACUUGAAGUUGAGGGUCUUGACGUAUUUUCUCCAAUUGAUAAAGUGUCACUUCUAAAGUCAUCCAAUGUUUUAGACCACUGGAUAAACUCUGCAACUGAAAGUCUAGUCAGCUUUGUUCAACAGGAGAUGGAUGCAUAUCGGCUUUACACGGUUGUGCCAUAUUUGGUAAAUUACAUCGACAAUCUUACUAACAUCUAUGUGCGAUUGAAUCGCAAACGGUUAAAGGGACGUACUGGAGAAGAAGACUGCAGAAUUUCUCUUUCAACACUAUACCAUGCUCUUGUUACAACUUGUGUGGCGAUGGCUCCAUUUACACCAUUCUUUACUGAAGUUCUCUAUCAAAAUCUGCGGAAGGCCUCAAAUAAAUCUGAGGAGAGCAUUCAUUUCUGCAAGUUUCCUUCCACAACUGGGGAGAGAGAUGAGCGUGUUGAACAAAGUGUGAAUAGGAUGAUGACCAUCAUUGAUCUCGCACGUAAUAUUCGUGAGCGGCAUAACAAAGCUCUCAAAACACCACUCAAGGAGAUGGUGGUUGUGCAUCCGGACAAUGAAUUCCUUGAAGACAUUACAGGGAAACUGAAAGAGUAUGUCAUGGAAGAAAUCAAUGUUAAGACUGUCACUCCAUGUAAUGAUCCCUUAGUGUAUGCUUCUCUGCGGGCCGAACCUAAUUUCAGUGUGCUAGGCAAAAGACUUGGAAAAGACAUGGGCAAAGUAUCAAAUGAGGUGAAGAAGAUGACACAGGAACAGAUCUUAUCCUUUGAGGAAAGUGGGGAGAUUACAUUCUUUGGCCAUUGCUUGAAGCAAGAUGAUAUUAAGGUGGUCCGGCAAUUCAAGCGUCCUGAAAAUGUGUCAGAGAAGGAGAUUGAUGCUGCUGGAGACGGUGACGUUUUAGUCAUUUUGGAUCUACGAGCUGAUCAGUCAUUGUUUGAAGCUGGAGUUGCUCGAGAGGUUGUGAACAGGAUCCAAAAGUUACGGAAGACUGCUCAGCUCGAACCCUCUGAUCCAGUUGAUGUAUAUUACAAAUCUGUCGACCAUGGCAAAAAUUCGCUGGGAGAGAUUUUGAAUUCACAGGUUCAGUAUAUUAGGGACGCACUUGGUUCGCCACUCGUUCCAAAGGAAAUGGCACCAACGGAUAUGGUGUUAGUUGGUGAGGAGUCUCAUGAUGUACAUGAUAUGUCAUUUGUCAUAUACAUUGCAAGGUCAUGCCCUGUUCUUUCGCCAGAUCUUGCUCAUGCCUCAGGCAACAACGACCAUGUGGAGGCGUUGAGAGUAUAUCUUUUGUCACGAUCUCUUUCCAGAUUGAAGAACCAGUUCCAAGCAGGAAAUGGCAUGAUUACGGUGGACUGCAUUGAAGGUUACCCAGCAAUCAAUCUACAACUAGGAAAACAUGUUUUCCUCAGUGCAGGGGAUUUCUAUCUGGCAAGCCGAUCCUGAGUUUUGUUUGCAGCAUCCCAAUUUUGAGUGAUUUGCCAUUUGUUUUUACUGCAAUCGAUUUUAAUAGCCCAGUUCCAUUUAUGAACGUCACCAGUGUCAUCUAUUCACAUUCAUCGGCUGUCAAAGAUGAAGUGGCGAAAAAUUUCAAUGCAUGUGAUAUCAAAUUUUGCAUAUGCUCCCCAGGUCGCAUACUCGCAUGUGAAUUAGCUGUACAAAGAACAGACAUAAUUUCUCUUAUGUGUUGUAAGAUUAUAGCUAGGCAUAUUUGUCUGUAGUCGCAUGACUUGAUCACCAGUUGAUGUAGUUGCAAGGUUCAGUAGAAUACUCUUAUCGCUGAGUUCAGGUUAUUGCUGCGGAUCGCAUCGUGGGAUGCCAGACCCUGUGAGCCGCAGGGUGGGUUCCAUCUCCAUUUCUUCCGCUGUCUGCAGUCCAAUCCUGGUUCGCGCCAUCUAACAUGCAUUGUCGAUUGUCACGAGGUCGGUGUCUGUCUGGCUCUGGCCAUGAACUGUGAGAAAAGAUUCCAUCCACCAGCCGGCCAACAACUGCAAAACUGUGGACAAGUUUUGGGCUUUUUAUCUUAUGAUAUGAUGAUGAUCAAAUGAAAAGCACUCCCUUUAUGUAGAAAGACAUCAUUGUAAAGUAGCAAUAACUAUAAAGAUGUCGUUUGCUAUUGCUUAUUUUGUUAAGUAUAUAGGAUGAUGUUUGCUCCUUGUUGGCAACUCAUAAUAUGGCUUCUUCUGUUUGGUCA
Panicum virgatum (switchgrass) is the source of this 4507-nucleotide messenger RNA. RefSeq names its product isoleucine--tRNA ligase, cytoplasmic-like. The record is from RefSeq and is a predicted model, not a curated record. Gene Ontology annotation, molecular function: ATP binding; isoleucine-tRNA ligase activity; aminoacyl-tRNA deacylase activity. Gene Ontology annotation, biological process: isoleucyl-tRNA aminoacylation. Bases 244 to 3759 code for a protein of 1171 amino acids. The transcript has 27 exons. Lineage: Eukaryota; Viridiplantae; Streptophyta; Magnoliopsida; Poales; Poaceae.